UAUCCUACAGCCAUCUUGUUAGCUCUCUCUGCUAUGCUUGGUGUAAAUGCUUCUGCAGUUACAAACUACACCAGCAGCGUUGAUCCAACCACAGUUGAAAUGCCUGAUAUCCCCCAGACAACUUCUCUUGACACGGCCACACAAUGUCAAUACUAUCAAUCCAAGUUUGUCGUCAAGCAAGAUGAAUGGCCUACUAUCUGGGGUAUUGCAACCUCCAACGGCAUGAAUACAUCACAAGAAUUCCAAAAUCUUUACAAUUCCAUUGAUUGGUCCAAAGUACCCAACGUCCCAAUCAGAACCAUCGGUGCAAACGGUGGACUCGAUCUUGUCGGCUAUGAUACUACCAACGACCCUUACUGUUGGUGGUCGGCCACCCAGUGUGUCACACCAAAGACUGAGGGUAUCAAUCCUGACAUUCGCAAUUGCCCAGAGCCAGAAACCUGGGGUCUUACAUUCGAUGAUGGUCCAAACUGUUCCCACAACGCUUUUUACGACUACCUCGAAGAGAACAAGCAAAGAGCAUCCAUGUUUUACGUUGGAUCAAACGUUAUGAACUGGCCUUAUGGUGCAUUGCGUGGUCUGAAGGACGGACACCAUCUUGCUAGCCACACCUGGUCUCACAAGAUGAUGACUACGCUAACCAACCAAGAAGUCUUGGCCGAACUCUAUUAUACUUCAAAGGCAAUAAAAUUUGUCACUGGCGUAACUCCUUUGUAUUGGCGCCCCGCUCUGGGUGAUUUGGAUGACCGCGUUCGAUGGAUCGCCACUCAGCUCAACAUGACUGCCAUGCUAUGGAAUUUGGACACAAACGACUGGGCAGCCGGCUCUACUCCGGGAGUAACCGUCGAUACUGUCAACCAAAAGUAUGAAUCUUACAUCCAGAUGGGUACCAACGGAACUUUUGCUACCAGCGGAAACAUUGUCUUGACCCAUGAAAUCAACAACAUGACAAUGGACUUCUUCGUCAAGCAUUACCCAGAGAUCAAAAAGGCCUACAAACACGUCGUAGACGCUGCCACCUGCAUGAACAUCACACACCCCUACGUUGAGAGCACAAUCACUUUCCCUACAUUUGACCAAAGUGUAAACCAAAAUGCAAGCACUGCUACAGGAUCGGGAGUCGUACCUGGUGCGUCUGGUACAACCAGCACCAAUGCUGGAGCCUCUGUCCGUUCACUCUUGAACGGCCCACUCUUCAUCGCAGCUCUCUUUGGUCUCUUGGCACUAGUUUAGACCAGUAUAGCCUGGCCUAGUCUAGAGAUUAACUUACCCACAACUACACAAAAGAAUAUCCCCCAUCUAUCCCCCUCCCUUUCCCCUCCCCUUCAACUCAACUUACACAAACACUUACUUACUCACAAACAUUCAAGAUUUCUUAAUCUUCAUUUCUUCAUUUCUUCUUCUU
Phycomyces blakesleeanus NRRL 1555(-) is the source of this 1405-nucleotide messenger RNA. Its product is annotated as carbohydrate esterase family 4 protein. Gene Ontology annotation, molecular function: chitin deacetylase activity. NCBI's taxonomy places the organism in Eukaryota, Fungi, Mucoromycota, Mucoromycetes, Mucorales, Phycomycetaceae. Gene Ontology annotation, biological process: carbohydrate metabolic process. Bases 34 to 1233 code for a protein of 399 amino acids. The transcript is spliced from 3 exons. The record is from RefSeq and is a predicted model, not a curated record. Gene Ontology annotation, cellular component: membrane.